GAGACAAACCCUGCCAAUACAAAGGCUCCACCAGUGGCUUUCGACAGUGAGAUGACUAAAAUGGUGCCUCCCCCCAGUCAAACAACUACUGGUAAGGCAAACGCAACAGCAGCCUUUCCUGGCAAAGCAUCUACUGUGGCUUCUGGUGACAAGACUACAGUGGCUAAACCUAUGGCAGCAUACCCCAAUGAGAUGACGACUAAACCAGUGGCUUCCCCUGGCGAGAUGUCUAAGACACUGGCUUCUCCCAAUGAAAUGACAACCCCUGGCAAGAUGAGGUUGAAGACUAUGGUGGCAUACCUCAGCAACAUGAAGAGUACUGUGCCAUCCACCUGCAAGACAGCGACAACAGUAAUGUACCUUGGUGAGACCACAAAGACUAAUGUGGCAUACCCCAGUGAUACUAUGGCUACAUCAGUAGCUUUACCUAGUGAGGUGGCUACUGUAACUUACCCCAGCAAAACUACCUCAACAGUGGCUUCCCAUGGUGAAAUGACAACUAAAAUGGUGCCUUCUCCUAGCAAAACGACUGUUAUGGCAUACCCUGCUGAGAUGACUACUGUGGUAUACCCAAGAGAGACGACUACAGUGGCUAGACCUGUUGUGUACCCUGGUGAGAUGACCACAACAGUGGCUUCCUCUGGUGAGAUGCUCACUUAUGCAGCAUACCCUGCCAAUACAGAGACUACACCAGUGCCUUCCCCCAGUCAAACUACUGUGGCAACUACAACAGCAGCUUUUCCUGACGAAGCAUCUACUGUGGCUUCUGGCAGCAUGUCGACUACAGUGGCUGACGUUGAUGACAUGCUGCGUACUGUGGCAUACUCCUGCAAGGAAACUACAGUGGCGUCCUCUGGCAAGAUGACAACUACAGUGGCGUCCUCUGGCAAGAUGACGACUACCCCAUUGCCUUCCCCCAGCAAAACUACUGUAGCAUACCCUGGUAAGAUGGCUGAAACGGCAGCGUUGCCUGGCAAAAGGUCUACUGUGGCUUCUGCCAGGGGCAUAACAGUGGCUUCCCUUGGCGAGAACACUACUGUGGCAUACCCUAGCAUAAUGACAAAGUCUUCCCCUGGUGAGACGACGACGACGACUACUACUGUGGCUGAACCUGUGGUCUACCCCAGUGAGACAAAGACUAUGCCAGUACCUUACUCCAGUGAGACUACUCCACCGGUGCCUUCCCCCAGCAAAACUACUACUGUGGUGUACCCCAGCGAUAAGACCACUGUGGCAUACUUUGAGAGUAGUACAGUGACUCAACCUGCGGUCUACCCAGACGACUCAACUACAGCAGCAUCCCCUGGCGAGACAAUGUCAAUGGUGUGCCCCAAUGAGCCAGUGACGACUACAGUUGAUGAUGACUGACUUAAUCUGUCCUUGCUUUUAAUAAAUUGUUAAACAUG
This is a messenger RNA of Monopterus albus (swamp eel), 1406 nucleotides long. Its product is annotated as flocculation protein FLO11-like. The record is from RefSeq and is a predicted model, not a curated record. The transcript has 2 exons. NCBI's taxonomy places the organism in Eukaryota, Metazoa, Chordata, Actinopteri, Synbranchiformes, Synbranchidae. The coding region runs from base 52 to 1368 and encodes 438 amino acids.